Aaosphaeria arxii CBS 175.79 is the source of this 1434-nucleotide messenger RNA. Its product is annotated as kinase-like protein. The record is from RefSeq and is a predicted model, not a curated record. The coding region runs from base 1 to 1434 and encodes 477 amino acids. Gene Ontology annotation, molecular function: protein kinase activity; ATP binding. The transcript has 7 exons. Lineage: Eukaryota; Fungi; Ascomycota; Dothideomycetes; Pleosporales. Gene Ontology annotation, biological process: protein phosphorylation; spliceosomal complex assembly; regulation of mRNA processing.
AUGGAUACUCGACAGGUCGACAAUUACUCUAUCUCUGAAAGCGCACCUUCUGAAACGAUUGGCGAAUGCUCUGUCUCUGAAAGCAUACGUGCUCGGGAGGUUGAGGACGGCUCUAGCUCUGAAAGCACACAUUCUCAAGAGAUUGCUAGAAAAAUUGACGACUGCCCUGGCUCUGAAAGCAUGCACACCCGAGACAUUGACGAUGACUCUAGCCCAGGUAGCAUGCUAGAUUCUGACGAUGAUCCUAGCUCAGAUAGCACGCUCGAUUCUGACGAUAGUGCUAAGGACCAAAGAAACUGGCGUCAUCGUUCUGGUUACAGUGCUGCUGUCCCGGCUGAAUCGCUAGAUUAUUACGGUCCGGACUUGUUUCAUCCUGUCUAUAUUGGCGAUUUGUACAAGGAAGGGCGGUACCGGAUCGAGCAAAAGCUUGGAUGGGGAUGUUCCUCUACUGUUUGGAGAGCAAGAGACAUCUAUGACAACAAAUUCGUUGCUAUUAAGGUAUUAGCAGCAAGGAUAUCCCAAAGCGACAAUAAGGAAUUGCGAAUCUUGCAGCGAUUCCGCGACAGCUCGCUGGAACAUCUAGGGCGAAAGCAUGUUCUUCAUCUUCUUGAUCACUUCUACCAUAAGGGAAUCAACGGUAACCACCUAUGCAUUGUCACGGAACCACUGGGGGAAACUUUGGACGACUAUACCUUUCGUCAAAAACCUAUACGCCGGCUAUGUGAAUCUGAGUGUCGCCAAUUUAGUCGGCAAUUACUACUUGCACUGGACUUUAUGCAUAAGUGCCAUGUUGUUCACGGAGAUUUGAGCAGUACAAAUAUCAUGUUUCCCCUACCUGAGUACUAUUCAUACGAUAAGCCUUGGAUUGGCAAGGUUACGAGACACAACGGGAAAUCACUAGAAUGUGGUGUUCCAACGCAUUUAGUUGCGAAUGCUACGACAUUUAUUGAGCAUGAAAAGAAAAGGGAGGCUCUAGAUUCUUUGUUUGUAAAGGUUGUGGACUUCUCUUCCUCGUUCUUUGACGACGAGUAUCCCCAUUCUGUGGCUGUUGCGGAACCCCUUACACCGCCCGAAAUGGUUUUUAAAAGACCCCUGUCCAAGGCAAUAGAUGUGUGGCAGCUUGCUUGCAUUACGUAUUGGGCUGCCACACGCCAGGAUAUUUUUGAACUUCUUAAUGAAGAUAAGCGUGCUCUUAUUCCACAGAUUUUCGAAUACAUCGGCCAGUCUACUGCUGAGUGGCUCCUUGGUGCUAUGAUCGAGGCCAUAGGGAACGGCAUGUGGAAAGCUAUCCCAAAGCCUUGUGUGUUUAGUUUUGGGAAGAAUACUUUGGAGGAUAUUGUGAGACGUGUGGUGUAUUGGCCCGACAAGCUACCUAACAUCAAAGUGAAAGAGGCAGAGGAAAUCCUAAGGAAGAAUAGUGCGUCCAACAGCUGA